ACGACACUGACACCCCACGGGAUAAGGCCUUUCCCGAGAGAGGACGGACGGACGGAGCUAGGGGUUUGGAACGUGACAGCAUCUCGUCCUCCCCCACAGAGAUCUCUUGCUCUCUCGAUACCGAUUGCGCCCUCGAGAAGCGACGUGCGUGGCGAAUUCUCGUGGAUGUUAAAUUCGUGGUCGGGCCAGAUUUGGUUUCCGGAUGAUUGAAGCUGCUGGGAGGUGUAGAAGGUCGUUCCGGAUGCAGUGUCAGUCCUCGUCGUGGGGCUUCACCGUCAGGGAUUCGGUUUCUCUGCAGCUGCAUGUUCUUCGAAAAGGGAUUCGGCGGAGUAGAUUUUGACCGAGGUGGAGCAGAGGAAGAAUUGCGCGCAGUGUUCCGGUAUGAGGGAGCGGUGUACUUUCUAGCGCAGGAGCACUUCUUCUGAUGACGACAGGAGCGAUGGCUUUACAGGGCGUCAUGGAGCUCAGGGGCUUAGCGAUCGUGUUUCAUACUCCCAUCUCCUGUAGCGGGAGAGGGAAUUGCUGCUCCAGGGUGCAAUUCGCAGACGCUCCCGGGGCGGGUUUUCUGAAUCAGAUGAAGAACAGAGGAGAUGGAAGACCAGUUGCUGGAAGGGUUGUGAAAUGCGUCCAAGCCGUGGCAGAGGGGCCUCCUAGAGUAGACAGAUAUGAAAGAGGUGUAGAGGACAGGAUCCCGGAUGCGUCGACUUCGAAUGUGGAUCCAUUUUACAGUGCUUCUCUCGCAAAGCUUGUGAGGAGAGUGAAUCUUCUGCUGGAGCGAGUGUAUCCGCAGAGUAGUAUUCCAGAUUGUUUGAGUGAAUUGCAUUUGAAAUUCAUAAGUCCGUAUCUAGUACGAGAAGUACUGAAGAAUCAAAAGGACCCUUGGCUGUCGCUUGCGUUCUUCAGGUGGGCAGAAAACUUUCCUGACUACAAGCAUCCUCCAGACACAUAUGUCGCGAUGUUUUACAAGCUUGUCAACUCUAAGGAGAUUAGUAAGCCCGGGAAUAUGGAGGAAGCCAGAGCAUUGUUGACAGAUAUGAGUCAAAGAGGCUGGAACGUUAGUUGCAUCUACUUCAACAUUUUAAUUAGUAAAAUGUGCAGGUUGGGACAAACUGAGGCGGCGAAGAAGCUCCUCGAAGAGAUGAUAGAAGGAGGUCCCUCACCUGAUGUAAUCACCUAUUCCACUUUUAUCAGCGGCUUGUGUAAGGCUGGCCAAAUAACGGAAGCCUUCCAAGUCUUUGACACAAUGAAGGCCAAUAAUUGUGCUCCGAACACAAUUACCUACAAUACUCUCAUUCACCACGUAGGGAAAGUCGGUCGGGUUGGGGAUGGAUGCAAGCUUUUUCAGGAGAUGAAGAACUCAGCUUCUCGUCCGGAUUUGGUGACGUACACUUGCUUGAUUAGUGGACUCUGCAAGGCCGGUAGGAUAGAAGAAGCUCUGCACAAGUUCCAUGAUCUCAAAACUGAGGGUUUAUCUGCAGACGUAGUAAUCUACAAUACCUUAAUGGAUGGCUUAGGCAAGGCCGGCAGGACAGAGGAAGCAGGUGAACUGUUAGGGAUGAUGAAGGCGAAUGGGGUAAAAGCUGAUCUCGUGACCUACAACACGUUGAUUGAUGGUGUGGGCAAGGAGGGGAGGAUGGACAUGGCAUUCAGCUUCUUCGAGGAAAUGAAGGCGAGGGAAAUUGAACCUGAUGUAGUUACUUACAGUAUUUUGAUCGACGCAGUUGGUAAAGCAGGUCAUGCGGAGGACGCCAGCCAGCUCAUUGACGAAAUGCUCGAGUUAGGAUGCGCACCCAACUUAGUAACAUGGAAUUCGCUCAUCAACGGGCUUGUCAAGGCAGGUCAAAUCGACGAGGCGGAGAGGGUGUUCAACAAAAUGACCGUCAAUGGCUGCGUUCCGGAUGUUGUUACUUACAACUCUCUCAUAGAUGGCCUUGGCAAGUCUGGCAAGGUUGAGACCGCAUGUCAUUUGUUUAAGGAGAUGAAAAAUAAGUCGUGCACUCCGGACCUAGUUACUUACAAUUCACUUAUUAAUGGCCUUGGUCGGGCAGGUUAUGUUGAGGAGUCUUACAAGCUUUACGGGAAGCUAACUAACAAGGGGUAUCCUCUGGAUGUGGUCACGUACAACAUUCUAAUAGACAGCCUAGGCAAAGCGGGCUUAGUGGAGGCAGCCUGGGAGGUACUCGCGGAGAUGAAGGCAAGGAACUUUGAACCUGAUGUCUUCACUUACAACACGCUGAUCAACGCCCUCGGCAAAGCAGGCCAAGUGGCUGAGGCGUGUGAGCUUUUCGAGGAGAUGAAGCAGAAGAAGUGCGUUUCGGAUGUUGUCACCUACAACACCCUCAUACACGGACUUGGUAAGGCUGGCUUUGUUGAUAAGGCUUGGAAAGUUUUCGAGGAAAUGCAGGCAGACGGUUGCGUGCCAGAUGCUCUCACCUACGAUUCUCUUAUUCACUGUCUGAGAAAGGCAGGAAAGACGGACUUGGCUUUUACAGUCCUACGGGAAAUGGAACGGAAGGGUUUUCGGGCUAAAGCAGUCGUAAUUAACAACGUCAUCAACUCCCUUGUUCGAUCUGGACAGGCAGAAAAAGCUUCAAAGUUCCUAGACGUCUUGAGAUCUAAAGGGUUUGUUCACGUUAGUCCUGAGAAUCAUUGCUUAGAGUCGGCCUACCGUGAUUCAGCUGAUCAGAUUACUUUGUAAGAUUUGUACAAUUGAGGCAAAACUGGAAAUGGUGACCAUGCUUUGUCUGUGAACAUUUCAAAUCAUGAAAGUAUGCUUGUACUUAUAGUUUAGCGGGGUGUCAUAGCCCCUUUAUAAAAACAAUCAGGACAUCAGGAUACCUACAAUUUCGGGGACUCUACAUUGGAGCUGACCCCUCCUGUAGCUGGUGUGAGACUCACGAGGACGGAUGAGAAGCUGAUCAGCGAUGGAACCAGUCGCUGGUAGGACAUCGCUUGUUAUCUUGGGGUACGGGUGAAGACGGUGCAAGCACAUACACAAACAGCUUGAACAUGUCAGUUGGUUAGUUUGUCAUUGUACUGACGUUUUCAACCCUUGAGGUGUACUAGUAGAAUAUAACCAAGAGAAGUCGAUGGAUUUACGCGUAAAUGGGUUGCCUUGUUGUUGGCUUCUGAAGUGAGUCAUCAGCUACAGGAAGUUCUUGUGCCACUAGCUAAACAAGAUUCCUUACACGUACACGACGGUCAGCUUAUAUCAUAUUCAACUUCUGAAUUGGCAUUCAGGAACAGUUGCAAAUUUUUCUGACAUGUCAAGUCACACCCUGUCCUGUCUAAUUUGUUGAUUAGCGGUGCGAGCUUAUAGUUGACGUCAUUUUGUUCAGGCUCUCAUCUGCUGCAGGGUGAAUCUUGGAUCUCGUUCUAAUAUAAGUACGUAAGCUCAUUUUGUAAUCUAUGUAAUCAAAAGCUAGUCCUAUUCCCCGUGUCUUCAGAAGAAUAUCAGACUGUUGGAGAAGAUUUGUACCUGAAAUUGGAUAUGGAGACAGGUGUGUUGGACCGAUUCAGACCAGUGAUGUGAUUUCAGACCAGAUGAUCCUCAGGGGGAUCUCGUUCCAUGUACUUGGCUGCUUGGACUUGUUUUGUGUCGUACUUCCUGUUUGGUGGCCGAAGCUAGAUACUGCUUGUAAUGUCACGAGGAAAAGGUUAGCACUUACUUUUCAGCACACACAGCUAUGAACUCGAGUUUAGCACAAGUUUAAUCAGCGAGCGAAACAAGAGUCUAAGCACUGAUCUUGGAGCUUAAUGGGCGUAUGCAAUCUGAACUUUGUUGUAAACGGGUGUAAGGAGGAGAUUCGUUAUGUUUCUUCUCGUAAUAAACAUGGCCGUGGCCAAUAUGUG
Marchantia polymorpha subsp. ruderalis is the source of this 3852-nucleotide messenger RNA. The record is from the annotation of a GenBank genome assembly. Lineage: Eukaryota; Viridiplantae; Streptophyta; Marchantiopsida; Marchantiales; Marchantiaceae.